AUGAUUGUAGCCGGGCGUCGUGUCGAUCUGGACUUGGCCUUGAUGGUCUGGGGUUGGGGUUCGUGGUUAGGUGUCAACGGUAUCUUCGUGCAGUUGCCCCAGUUUGUUCAGAGGCUGCCAGAACAAUGGGCUCUGCCCUCCUCUAUUACGGUGGCAGUCCAAAUCGCAAACAGUGGUCUACUUAUCUACGCAUUCAUCAAGAGGUUUUUGCCAAGAAUAACAGAUGCUAUGUGUAUCUAUGGUUUACUGGCUAUAGGCACAACGGCGCUCUUCCUAAACGCUUUCCUCUACACGGAAACGGCGUACGUCGGCUCGACGGAAAGAUCAGUCGUUUUCAUCGUCUUAACAAUCUUCACGGCCAUGGUAGGGACCACAAGUUCCGUUGUCUUCUAUCCCUACAUGAGAAACUUCCGUGAAAUGUAUCUGUCCACGUACCUAGUCGGUGAGGGCCUCAGCGGCCUUCUUCCGUCCAUUCUCUCACUUAUCCAGGGUAUUGGAGGUCCCCCGGAAUGUGUGCUCUCACCAGACGGAAACUCAAUGCAGGCAAUAUUUCCCCCCGCAAGAUUUGAUCCCACAGUAUUCUUGUGCAUAGUUGGAUCACUGUGCAUUACAAGUUUCAUCAGCUUCUUCGUCCUCAAUAAUUACUCUGGUUUCGAUUCAGAGAAAAUAUCCGCCACAGAAAAGAAAGCACUAACCGAGGAAACAAAGGAAAUGCCAGACGAGACAGUAGUAAUGAGUUCAACCCCAAAAUCCAUGUUAGAUUCCCAUUGGUUAGGUCUGUUUAUCCUGAUGGCAGUUAUUAAUGCAUUCUUCAAUGGAUUAAUGCCUUCACUGCAAACGUACUCCUGUUUGCCAUACGGCCGACAAGCCUUCCACUUGGCAGUGACCCUCGGAACCAUAGCAAACCCUGUGGCUUGUCUAGCUGGUGUGUGGAUGAAGAUGGCGCAUGGUCGGUACAUCGCGGGAAUGCUGGUGAUUAGUGCCGGUCUUAUAGUCUACAUUACGGUCACUGCCGUCAUGUCUCCAACACCACCGCUGUACCAGGAGACAAGUGGAGCUGUUAUAAUUGUAAUUGUCUGGGUAGUGGCAAAUGGUCUCAUCUCUUACUCGCGUAUGUGGAUCUACAGUAAGGCGCGAGAAGGUGGUAUGAAGCCCAUGCGCGUGUUGGGAGCAAUCGGCCAGGUCGGCUCAGCGCUCGGUUCCUUUACGCUUUUCUGGGUGGUCAACUUCGGCAACUUCUUCCAGCAGGCUGAAGAUUGUCCUAUGCCAACAUUACUUCUUUCUUAA
Molecule: messenger RNA, 1287 nt
Organism: Leptosia nina
Lineage: Eukaryota; Metazoa; Arthropoda; Insecta; Lepidoptera; Pieridae
Source: the annotation of a GenBank genome assembly